Molecule: messenger RNA, 1717 nt
Organism: Nelumbo nucifera (sacred lotus)
Lineage: Eukaryota; Viridiplantae; Streptophyta; Magnoliopsida; Proteales; Nelumbonaceae
Product: Transducin/WD40 repeat-like superfamily protein
Molecular function (GO): protein binding
Source: RefSeq, a predicted model, not a curated record
UGGCAGAGCUAUAAGCCCAGGACUGUGAUUAUUGGCUGCGUUGAGUAACUCUAACGAGAAGAAUCUUGCCAUGCUCCCUCUCGUCCUCAACCUCGGACCCAAGUCAUUUUCUUAUCUCUCCUUCUUUCUCUUUGCCACGUGGCUUUUCUUCUCUGUCCAUUCCAAUAAUCUCUAUUCCAGUUUCAUACAUAAACAAUCCCUCUCUUUCUGAUAUCAUUGCGUACAGUCCUGCUCCUCGAUCUCUUUCUCUCAUCCCGCCGGCAUGAAGGUGAUAUCCUGGAUAGGUACAAUCUCGGCCCUUCCUCGUUCUUCCACCGCCACCGAAGCGACCAUUCCGCUUUCCAAUGAGCAUAUACAGUCAUCGUCUCCAAAACUCUUGCUUUCUGAUCCAUGCUGCAGCCUCUCCGAAAUCCCCAGCAGCUCAACAGCUUCACAAUCACAGGACACCAGCUGCAGUACUCUACAGAGCAAUCUCUCCCUCCUCACACUUCCUUCCGUCCCUUCCCUACAGAAAAUCUCCCCGGAAUCCCUACAAGUCUCCGUCUCCCACCUCUGCGUCUCCUCACUCAAACCCAAUACCUGUAUUGGUUGCCUCGCCGUCUCCGGUGACCUACUCUAUGUCGCCUCGGGCAGUGAAAUCAACGUCUACAGUCUAACAAACUACGCGCACAUCGAUGCAUUCAACGGCAAUUCUUCCUCGGGUUCCGUUAAGUCUCUCGCUUUUUCGGAAGGGAAGGCCUUCACCGCUCACCAGGACUCUAAGAUCCGAGUCUGGCAGCUAACCCCGACCAAACGACAUCAGCACGUGGCGACGCUUCCCACCGUCAAGGACCGUGUCCGCCGUUUCGUUCUACCGAAGAACUACGUCCGCGUCAGACGUCACAAGAAACGGCUAUGGAUUGAACACGCUGACGCUGUCUCUGGCCUCGCCGUCAGAAAUGGUUUAAUCUACUCCGUUUCCUGGGACAAGUGCUUGAAAGUAUGGCGGGCGUCGGAUCUCCGUUGCUUGGAGUCCGUGAAAGCGCACGAAGAUGCCAUAAACGCCGUUGCUGUUUCUGUCGACGGAACCGUUUACACGGCCGGAGCGGACAGACGCAUUAGGGUAUGGGGAAGAACGUCAGGAGAGAGACGACACACGUUGAUAGCCACGUUAGAGAAGCACAAAUCGGCCGUUAACGCGCUGGCUUUAACCUCUGAUGCAUCGGUUCUGUUUUCGGGAGCCUGUGAUCGUUCAAUCUUGGUGUGGGAGAGGGAAGACAGCGCUCACCAUAUGGCCGUUACUGGGGCUUUGAGAGGGCACACGGGUGCGAUACUUUGUUUGGUCAACAUUUCAGAUUUCCUGGUGAGCGGGUCGUCGGACCGAACAGUGAGGAUUUGGCGACGGGGAAGGGAUAGUAGGUUUUGUUGCUUGACUGUAUUGGAAGGCCACGAGAGGCCGGUGAAGUCGUUAGUAGCUUUGUCGGACAGCGUCUCGUCUGGUUCCAUUUCAGUUUGUAGCGGAAGUCUAGACGGAGAAACUAAAGUGUGGCAGGUUCUAAUUUCCAAUCUCAGGAGCUCAUUGUCCUCUUCAGACACGGAAUUUGUUGACUAGCCAAGAGAUUUCAAUUCAACAGGUAGUAAGUAGUAAUCUGGCGUUUUAUUUGUUCGAUCUGAUUAAUUUCAAUCAUUUUUUCCUUAAAAUUUGAUUAAUCCGGUUAGUUGUUCGGUAAGCAGAUUA